Brenthis ino (lesser marbled fritillary) is the source of this 1575-nucleotide messenger RNA. The record is from the annotation of a GenBank genome assembly. NCBI's taxonomy places the organism in Eukaryota, Metazoa, Arthropoda, Insecta, Lepidoptera, Nymphalidae.
AUGUCUAAAUAUUCCUACAUCGUUUAUUAUUUCCUCGCGCAAAUAAUUGCGGCUCAAACCUACAAAAUCCUCGGUAUAUUUCCCUCGUUGAACCGUAACAAUUAUGUGACCUACCGGGGAUUGUUCCGAGAGCUGGCAAAUCGAAACCACGAUGUGACACUCAUUAACCACUUCCAAUUGCCAGACGCGCCUUCUAACUAUCGGGAUAUAUUACUCAGUGAUAAACAAGUAUACAAAGGACUAUCGUUCGAAUCAGUUAUAGUGAAUGAAGUUUCGCGAGUGCCGUUCGAGACGUUAGUGUCUACUAAAGCGGGUAACGAUGACUGUAAGACUUUAAUGAAUAACAAUCAGGUUCUGCAUCUGAUAAGAACUCGACCUCGCUUUGACGUUAUCAUUGUAGAAUCUUAUAAUAGUGAUUGUGCGCUUGCGUUGGCGGCAAAUUUGAGUGCGCCAUACAUUGCCUUCAAUCCUCAGCCGGCGCAUCCCUGGCACUAUAGUAGAUUAGGAAUAAACUUCAAUUCCGCGUACGUUCCGCAAUCUCUACUUCCGUUUGGAAAGCAGCCGUGGUUCUUCGACCGAGUAAAAAGUUUCAUAUUAUAUUAUGUUAGUAAUUGGGUAUACUACGUCGGAUCGCAAGUAACGGAUCAUGUGUUUUUGUAUAAAUAUUUGGGAGACGAUCUCCCUACUCUAGAGAGCAUCGCGUCUAACGCCAGCCUAGUGUUUGUAAACACACACAAAUCAGUUUUCGGGAGCGUUGUGCGAGCUGAUAAUGUUGUGGACAUUGGCGGAAUACACAUUAGACCCCCGAAGGUUAUCCCCACGGAAAUAGAGAGAUUCAUAAAUGAAGCGGAACAUGGCGUAAUUUACGUUAACUUGGGAUCUACCGUCAAAGACUCUACAAUGCCGAUAGAAAAACUAAACGAACUCGUAUCAACAUUCAGAAAAUUGCCUCUUAGAGUCCUGUUAAAAUGGGACGGCCAGAACCUGGACAACCUGCCAAGAAACGUUAUGACUAUGAAAUGGCUACCACAGUACGAUAUCUUAAAGCAUCACAAUGUGAAGGCGUUCAUCUCUCACGCGGGAAUACUUAGUACGAUAGAAGCCUUAGAUACCGGAGUCCCAGUAAUAGCAAUACCGCUAUUCGGUCAUGAAUACGGUAACGCAGCAAGUCUAGUAGACGCUGGUAUAGCCACGAUAGUGAAUUAUGAAAAUUUAAACAAGGAACUGCUUUUAGACGCCAUCAACGACGUGUUAGACCCAAGGUGGCAAGAGCGUGCAAAAUUAGUGUCUAAAAUUUGGCACGACCGUCCCAUGACACCACUUGAGAGCGCUAUCUAUUGGAUAGAGUAUGUAGCAAGAUAUAACGGGGCUCCCAAUUUGGUAGCGCCAUCUACCACUGUCCCGUGUUACCAACAACUACAGCUAGAUGUCCUAGCUUUUGUAGGAUUAGUUUUUUAUAUUUUAAUGUACGUUUUGUACAAAAUAAUAAGCGUAUGCUGUUGUUGCUGCUGUCAUAAUGAGCCCCAAGCUGAUGUUGUAGAAGAAGAAAGAAAAUCAAAAAGAGUCAAAUUCGAA